GUUGGGAGUAUCUCUUCAGGCAUGCCUGCUGCAGAUUGUGGGGUACAGAAAUCUGAUUGCAGAGGUUGAAAAGCUGCGCAGAGAACCCUAUGAUUCGGAGAAUCCCCAACAUGAGGAAAUGCUUCUGAAGUUGUGGAAAUGCUUGAAGCCCAAUUCGCCACUGAAAGCUCGGAUUUCGAAGCAGUGGUGUGAAAUUGGUUUCCAAGGUGACGAUCCUAAAACAGACUUUAGAGGGAUGGGUCUCCUGGGCUUAUAUAACUUGGUGUAUUUUGCCGAAUGGGACACUGAGAUAGCUCAGCAAGUUCUCUCUGAUUCUCUUCAGCCUAAAUACAGGGAAGUCACUAAGAAGGAACUAAGCCAAUUCAACAAAGCCGAAUGGGAGAAGAAAAAGUUUGAUAAGGCAAUUGGCUAUUCUUUUGCUAUCGUGGGCAUUAACAUAACAGACCUCGCAUACAACCUGCUUGUGAGCGGAGCCCUGAAGACCCAUUUCUACAACGUUGCUCCAGAAGCACCAACACUAACUCAAUUUCAGCAGACAUUCU
Messenger RNA from Cariama cristata (Red-legged seriema), 542 nucleotides. It is a transcript of the gene ELMOD1, whose product is annotated as ELMO/CED-12 domain containing 1. The record is from RefSeq and is a predicted model, not a curated record. The annotation marks the transcript as partial. Gene Ontology annotation, molecular function: GTPase activator activity. The transcript has 6 exons. Lineage: Eukaryota; Metazoa; Chordata; Aves; Cariamiformes; Cariamidae.